UUGAAAAUGAAAGUGAAAUGCUGCAGCUGAAUUGAUGUUUCGGGGAAAACCCGACGGUCCUGUAGCACACUAAACAACACUUCAGACAUAGAGUUAACAUAUAGAGCCAAGAUGUCUGAGAUAUCCACCAUAUACAAGAUAUCUAUAAUCGCAUUCGCAUUGUUUUUGGGUGUUUCUGGUUCUGGAUGUCCAGUUCUGGAGUGCUGGUUUGUACAAGAGAAGCCAGGAUCACGAGGGGGUUUCUCAGUACCUAUGAGCCAAGAGAAAUCUCUAAUGUUCAUCAGAACUGAUCCAUACAAUCAACAAGCAAUAUCUGACAUUCAUCCUCCAGCAGACAUCAGCCCGUCCAGAAUUUACUAUGUAACUGAUCCAGCUGGUACAUUCUGUAGUUCCUCCCUGAACCCACCAAAAGGCUCUGUGAACAAACCUAAAUGUGAAAUAAACCCUUUUAUUCCUCACGCCUCUAUGGUCAGAUGGGCAUCUGCUCUUACUGACUCAGCUCAAAGUCCCAUCUACCUGCAAGCUGAUUGGUUCUCAGUGGCAGUACAAGGACUUGAUGAGCAGCUGACAUUGUCCAGUAUUAUGCGAACACCCUCUACUUCUAAGGAGCUAGAUGUAAUCCUCAGCAUCUCCAGUAAAACUCCAGUGGUCCGCUCUAGACUGGGAGAGCCGGUUCUUUUAGACUGUGGGUUUUGGGUAGACCCAUCUUCUCCAGUCCAUGGCUCUGGUUUCUCUGUUGAGUGGCGGUAUCAGUUCCGGGGUGAAGGACGUCUGGUCAUUGCCUAUGAUGGCAAGAAUGAUCGGUUUGCUGAGACAUCAGAGACAGGCGCUGAUAUUGACAUCACAGCUCUCUACCAGACAGGAAAUGCAUCUCUGAUCCUGGAAGAGGCUCAAGUGAGACACACAGGAACUUACAUUUGCACAGUCUAUCUUCCACACCUGUUGGCACAGGUAACCGUGGACCUGGAGAUAGUUGAGCCUCCAUCCCUCUCCAUCUAUCCUUCCCCUCUUCCACUUCUUGUGCCCGGGCAGGUGGUUUUGGCCCAGUGCGAGGCCUCUGGUUUUGCUCCUCACACUCUGGAGUUGGGCUGGGAGUUCACUGGGGCAGAUGGGAAGUCACAGAGUCUGGGUCAGGGAGGUGUAACAGGUCACAGACAGGCUUCUGAUGGCACUUUCAGUCAGAGCACUCGUCUGGAGUUGGACUCAGCUAAGUUGGGACUCAGUCGUGGUGGUGAGAUCACCUGUGUAGCCAAACACGAGGGAGGUACGAGGCGAGCUAGUGCAACACUUAACGUGAUUGGUGUUAAUGCUCCCUCUAUUGAGGACUCUAUGGCAAUGGUCGCUGUUGCACUUGUGCUUUAUGGUGUGAUAAAGAUCCUUUCCUGGACAUUCAGCUCUGCUGACUCCAGUGAAACUGAAUUAAAUGAGAAGAAGCAGAAAUAAACCUGGACCUUGAAGUGAUUUACAUGGUUUCCAACUGUGAAGUUCCUGUUUUCUCUGUUUGCUCUUGAAGUUUAAAUAAACAAACUGGUCUUGUAAAUAAUCGGAAUAGUUGUAUGUAUUGUGGUUCCAUCGUUUUUUCUCAAGUCUGUAUGUUUGCUAAGCUAUAGUUUGGGGACUAAAUGUAUACCCAGAAGUGAGCUAAUUCUGAUAAAACCCCCUUUUGGGGGAUAUUUUGAGAUGCUCUCAUUUGAUAAAAAAAUAUCUGCAAUAUUUUUUAUUUUCUUUCAUAAAAUGCAUUUGUUGCAUAUGUUUUCUAUUAUGGUUAGGUUUGGGUUAGUCUGACUAUAGUUAUUAUUAUUUGCUUUAAAACAAUAAAAGUCUAUGUCCCCAUUUAGAUAGCUAAGUAAAUGUUUGUGUGGUUACUCUCUGGAAAUUCUUACAUUCAGCGAUUUUAAUUGCUAUUGAUUUGUUUUAUAAAUUCUGGAAAUAAACCCAAUAAA
Messenger RNA from Xyrauchen texanus (razorback sucker), 1943 nucleotides. RefSeq names its product tapasin-like. NCBI's taxonomy places the organism in Eukaryota, Metazoa, Chordata, Actinopteri, Cypriniformes, Catostomidae. The coding region runs from base 112 to 1443 and encodes 443 amino acids. Gene Ontology annotation, cellular component: membrane. The record is from RefSeq and is a predicted model, not a curated record. Gene Ontology annotation, biological process: antigen processing and presentation of endogenous peptide antigen via MHC class I. The transcript is spliced from 8 exons.